GAGCAGAAAAUAACCGACUUCACCGGCACAUUCAAGCUCAAUACUUCCAACAAUUUUGACGAAUUUUUAGAGGAGCUCGGCGUAAAUGUUGUACUAAUAAAUAUGGCCAAGAUGUCGACGCCCGUGGUUAACAUCACCAAAGAUGGCGACAUCUAUACUCUCAAGACAAUCGCCGGCUUUAAGAACAGCGAGAUCAAGUUUGAGUUGGGCAAAGAGUUCGAGGAGGCGCGCAUGGAUGGCAACACUGUCAAGACCGUGGUGGUGGCCGAUGGCAACAAACUGAUCCAGACCCAACACGGUAAAAAAGAAGUGAAAAUUGUGCGCGAGUUCAAUGGCAACGAAAUGAAAGUGACCGCAUCGGUGGGCAAAGUUGUCUCUGUCCGUACUUACGCUAAACAAUAG
Medioppia subpectinata is the source of this 402-nucleotide messenger RNA. NCBI's taxonomy places the organism in Eukaryota, Metazoa, Arthropoda, Arachnida, Sarcoptiformes, Oppiidae. The record is from the annotation of a GenBank genome assembly.